This is a messenger RNA of Salvelinus sp. IW2-2015, 2425 nucleotides long. The record is from RefSeq and is a predicted model, not a curated record. Lineage: Eukaryota; Metazoa; Chordata; Actinopteri; Salmoniformes; Salmonidae.
AUGUAUAGUGCAGGGGCAGUCCACGAGUGGGGCAGUCCACGAGUGGAUGUUGAACUGGAUGCGGAACUGCAUCCAGUUCAACAUCCAAUCGAGGAUUCCUCCUGUCGGAUCCCCCAGAUUAGUUAUGCGUCCACGGCUCCAGAGCUGAGUGACAAAAGUCGUUAUGAGUUCUUCUCCCGCGUGGUCCCUCCUGACUCCUACCAGGCCCAGGCCAUGGUGGACAUCGUCAAGGCUAUGGGGUGGAACUAUGUAUCUACACUGGCCUCAGAAGGAAACUACGGUGAGAGCGGCGUCGAUGCCUUCCUCCAGAUUUCUCGAGAGGCAGGAGGUCUAUGCAUCGGCCAAUCCAUCAAAAUCCCCCGAGAGCCGAAACCAGGUGGGUUUGAUAAGAUCAUCAAGAGACUAAUGGAGACCUCUAAUGCUCGUGGGGUCAUCAUCUUUGCCAAUGAGGAUGACAUCAGACGUGUCUUGGAGGCAGCAAAGAGGGCCAACCUGACGGGUCACUUCCUGUUUGUGGGCUCUGACAGCUGGGGGGCCAAGAGCUCCCCCAUCCUGGACCAGGAGGAUGUGGCUGAGGGGGCUGUCACCAUCCUCCCCAAGAGGGCCUCCAUCGAUGGGUUCGACAACUACUUCACCUCGAGAUCUCUGAAAAACAACAGAAGGAACAUCUGGUUUGCAGAAUACUGGGAGGACGACUUCAAAUGUAAACUCACUCGACCAGGUAUCAAGUACGACCUUGGUAGAAGAAAAUGUACAGGGGAAGAGAGAAUCGCACAGGAAUCUCAGUACGAGCAGGAAGGGAAAGUACAGUUUGUGAUAGACGCGGUGUAUGCCAUGGCCCAUGCCUUACACAGCAUGCACCUGGACCUCUGUCCGGGCUCCAUGGGCAUCUGUGAGAAGAUGGACCCAGUGGAAGGGAGUCAGCUGCUCCAUUACAUUCGCUCAGUCAACUUUAAUGGCAGUGCAGGGACUGGGGUCAUGUUCAAUGAGAAUGGAGAUGCUCCUGGUCGCUAUGACAUCUUCCAGUUCCAACUUUCCAACACCACCAACCCUGGCUACCGGUGUAUUGGCCAGUGGACAAACAAUCUGCGACUCAAUGCUGAGGAGAUGCAGUGGUCGGGUGGGGACCGUGCAGUCCCUGACUCUGUGUGCAGUUUCCCCUGUGAGCUAGGAGAGAGGAAGAAGAUGGUGAAGGGUGUACCCUGUUGCUGGCACUGCGAACUGUGUGACGGAUAUCAAUACCAGCUGGAUGAGCUAAACUGUGACAUGUGUCCCUUCGAUAUGCGUCCCAUGCCAAACCGAACGGGCUGCCGGUCCACACCCAUCAUCAAACUGGAGUGGAGCUCCCCCUGGGCCAUCAUCCCUGUGUUCCUGGCUGUCCUGGGCAUCCUGGCCACCUCCGGAUGCAUCAUCACCUUCAUCCGCUUUAAUGACACCCCCAUCGUCCGAGCCUCCGGUCGGGAGCUCAGCUACGUUCUCCUGACAGGCAUCUUUCUCAUCUAUCUGAUCACCUUCCUCAUGAUCGCAGAGCCCAGCGCCCCAGUGUGUGCAUUCCGCAGGCUGCUGCUMGGCCUGGGCAUGUGUAUUACCUACUCAGCUAUGCUCACCAAGACCAACCGCAUAUACCGUAUCUUUGAGCAGGGCAAGAAAGCAGUCACCCCACCUCCGUUCAUCAGCCCUGCUUCUCAGCUGAUCAUCACCUUUAUACUCAUUGGAGUGCAGUUACUUGGCAUUUUCAUCUGGUUCGGAGUGGUGCCCCCACACACCAUCAUAGACUAUGAGGAGCAGCGGCCGCCCAACCCAGAGUUUGCACGUGGGGUCCUGAAAUGUGACAUGUCCGACCUGGCCCUGGUCCUCUGCUUGAGCUACAGUAUCGUGCUGAUGGUGACCUGCACUGUGUAUGCCAUCAAGAGCAGAGGGGUGCCAGAGACCUUCAACGAGGCCAAGCCCAUUGGCUUCACCAUGUACACCACCUGUAUCAUCUGGCUGGCCUUUGUGCCCAUCUUCUUUGGUACAGCACAGUCUACUGAGAAGAUGUUCAUCCAGACCACCACCCUGACGGUGUCCAUGAGCCUGAGUGCCACUGUGUCCCUGGGCAUGUUGUACAUCCCUAAGGUCUACGUCAUCAUCUUCCAACCGGAGCAGAACGUACAGAAACGCAAGCGCAGCUCCAAGGCUGUGGCUUCCACAGUGACCUCACAACUCUCCCAGAAAGACGACAAGCAGAACGGAGAGUCCAAAAGUAGUGCCAUAGUGCCUGACCGAUCACAAUAAUCCAGCAUGAAGCCAUAGAUGAAUACGACACCUGGCACCUAACAGAUGACAGUUUAUAAUGGUCUCUCUUGGCAAAGCACUCCCUGACAUGCAGAGAGGGGGCUCCCGAGUGGCGCAGCGGUCUAAGGCAUCKCUACAGACCCUGGUUCGA